CGCCGGGCAGUAAGCCAUCAGACCACUCCAACGACGGACCAUGCCCUAACAUCCAUCCUCUCCGCCAUGAAACCAAAAGAGAGUCGAUUCUCGCUCAAAUUGCUGCUGCUAUUUUCGUUCGUUCGCGUAGCAAUUUUUCAGACGACUCAGAAUAUAAACGUCUUGUUGAUCAACGAGGAGAACAAUGCGCUCGCGGAGAAAGCGUUCGAAGUAGCGAAGGAGUAUGUCAGGCGGAACCCGAGCUUGGGGUUGGCUGUGGACCCGGUCAUCGUGGUCGGCAACCGAUCGGAUGCUAAAGUUUUUCUUGAAAAUGUUUGCAGAAAGUACAACGACAUGUUAUCAGCCAAGAAAACUCCGCACGUCGUCCUAGAUUUCACCAUGACCGGCGUGGGUUCUGAAACGAUAAAGUCGUUUACGGCCGCGCUGGCACUGCCGACUAUGUCGAGCUCGUUCGGCCAAGCCGGUGAUCUGAGGCAAUGGCGCUCCUUAGACGCCAACCAGACCAGGUUCUUGCUGCAAGUGAUGCCGCCCGCAGAUAUACUGCCGGAAUCUAUACGAGCCAUCGUCACGAAACAAGACAUCACUAACGCUGCCAUUAUUUUCGACGAACUUUUUGUUAUGGACCAUAAAUAUAAAUCUCUCCUGCAAAACAUUCCGACACGCCAUGUUAUAACUCCUGUGAAGAGUUUCAAUAAAGACGAGAUAAAAACUCAAUUGCGAAGCUUGCGAGAGUUGGACAUUGUGAACUUUUUCGUGGUCGGUAGCCUCAGGACCAUAAAGAAUGUUCUGGAUGCGGCAGAUGAGAAUCAGUAUUUUGGUAGAAAAACUGCUUGGUUCGCCUUGUCGUUGGACAAAGGAGACAUUACGUGUGGAUGCAAGGACGCCACCAUCGUUUACAUGAGGCCGACGCCGGACGCCAAGAGCAGAGAUCGUCUGGGAAAGAUAAAGACCACCUACAGCAUGAACGGCGAACCAGAAAUCACGUCGGCAUUCUACUUCGACCUGUCUCUAAGAACGUUUUUAGCCGUAAAAUCACUACUGGACUCUGGCAAGUGGCCAAAUGACAUGAAAUAUAUUACUUGCGACGAUUACGACGGUAAGAAUACCCCUAACAGGACCUUGGACCUGAAGGCGGCUUUUCAAGAGAUAAAAGAAACUCCGACUUAUGCGCCUUUUUAUAUACCGGAGGACGAUCCCAUGAAUGGCAGGAGCUAUAUGGAGUUUAAUACGGAUAUAACAGCGGUUACGGUGAAGGAUGGGGCUUCUAUCGGGAGUCGAGUGUUGGGGUCCUGGAAGGCUGGUCUCUCCAAUCCUUUGUCCCUGACAGACCCCGACAACAUGAGCGAUUACUCCGCGCAAUUAGUGUACAGAGUUGUGACAGUGGAGCAAGAACCGUUUAUAAUAAGAGAUGACGAAGCACCGAAAGGGUUCAAAGGAUACUGUAUUGACCUCAUCGAGGAAAUCCGACAAAUCGUCAAAUUCGAUUACGAGAUUGUGCUAUCACCUGACGGGAACUUCGGCACAAUGGAUGAGAAUGGAAAUUGGAACGGGAUUAUAAAGGAAUUGAUAGAGAAAAGGGCGGAUAUAGGUCUGACCUCUUUAUCGGUAAUGGCGGAGAGGGAGAACGUCGUGGAUUUCACGGUUCCGUACUAUGACCUGGUUGGAAUAACAAUUAUGAUGAAACUGCCGCGGACGGCCACAUCUCUUUUCAAGUUUCUCACCGUUUUGGAAAACGACGUAUGGCUGUCGAUACUGGCCGCAUAUUUCUUUACAAGCUUUUUGAUGUGGGUAUUCGACAAAUGGAGUCCCUACAGCUACCAGAACAACCGUGAAAAAUACAAAGACGAUGAGGAAAAACGAGAAUUCACGCUCAAGGAGUGUCUAUGGUUUUGCAUGACGUCACUCACGCCUCAAGGCGGUGGUGAGGCUCCGAAGAAUCUGUCUGGACGGUUACUGGCUGCUACUUGGUGGUUGUUUGGCUUCAUCAUCAUAGCCUCGUACACAGCAAACUUGGCGGCUUUCCUUACGGUCUCUCGGCUGGACACGCCCAUAGAAUCCUUGGACGAUCUCUCCAAGCAGUAUAAGAUCCAGUAUGCACCGCUGAACGGGUCUGCAGCUAUGACGUACUUUGAAAGGAUGGCGCACAUUGAAGUUAAGUUCUAUGAAAUAUGGAAGGAAAUGAGCUUAAACGACAGUCUGAGUGACGUCGAGCGCGCGAAGCUAGCUGUCUGGGACUACCCAGUCAGCGACAAGUACAGCAAGAUGUGGCAGGCCAUGAAGGAGGCUGGUCUCCCCAACUCCAUCGAAGAGGCCUUGCAAAGGGUGAGAGACUCCAAGAGUUCCAGCGAAGGCUUCGCUUGGCUGGGCGAUGCGACUGACGUCAGAUACCACGUGCUGACGAGCUGCGACCUUCAGAUGGUAGGAGAUGAGUUCUCGAGGAAGCCGUAUGCCAUCGCUGUGCAGCAGGGAUCACCGUUGAAGGACCAGUUUAAUAAUGCUAUUCUUCAGCUGCUCAAUAAGCGGAAAUUAGAAAAAUUGAAAGAAAACUGGUGGACCAACAAUCCAAACGCAAUGAAAUGUGAAAAACAAGACGAUCAAUCGGAUGGUAUUUCCAUACAAAACAUUGGAGGGGUGUUUAUAGUAAUAUUCAUGGGUAUUGGUCUAGCCUGCAUCACUCUUGGCGUCGAAUAUUGGUGGUACAAGAUUAGGAAGCGGUCCACCAUUGGGGAUAUCACUCAGGUGGAACCAGCAAAAUCGUCUAGAAUUAACACUGAUUUUAAAGGAGAAGGAUUCACUUUUAGGUCCAGAAAUUUGGGCCUGUCCAAUUUGAAACCUAAAUUCUAAACCUCGACAUUUGACAAACUAAUUGAAGCAAUUUCUACGGAAUUUCUCAUGUGUUCAAACCCAACAGUAUUGUCUUAAUAUAUCAUAAGUUCUGCUCCCAAAUGUUUGUAUGCAAGUGUGAAUGCAAUAAACACGUGUUGCACA
Ostrinia furnacalis (Asian corn borer) is the source of this 2988-nucleotide messenger RNA. It is a transcript of the gene Ir25a, whose product is annotated as ionotropic receptor 25a. Gene Ontology annotation, biological process: monoatomic ion transport. Bases 67 to 2844 code for a protein of 925 amino acids. Lineage: Eukaryota; Metazoa; Arthropoda; Insecta; Lepidoptera; Crambidae. The record is from RefSeq and is a predicted model, not a curated record. Gene Ontology annotation, molecular function: signaling receptor activity; ligand-gated monoatomic ion channel activity. The transcript has 14 exons. Gene Ontology annotation, cellular component: membrane.